Molecule: messenger RNA, 2160 nt
Organism: Nerophis ophidion (straightnose pipefish)
Lineage: Eukaryota; Metazoa; Chordata; Actinopteri; Syngnathiformes; Syngnathidae
Product: F-box/LRR-repeat protein 14-like
Exons: 1
Coding region: 563-1774 (403 amino acids)
Biological process (GO): SCF-dependent proteasomal ubiquitin-dependent protein catabolic process
Cellular component (GO): SCF ubiquitin ligase complex
Molecular function (GO): protein binding
Source: RefSeq, a predicted model, not a curated record
GUACUCCUUCCCGCCACUAGCCGUUAGCCUCCCCCGGCUAGUCGCUCCAAGCUAACAGUCAAUGGCGGUCCUGGAUGCUACAACGCCGCUGGAAAAUGCAUUCGGAGGUAAAGCCGCCUGGCCGGCAGAUACAAAACGUCUUUUAUAAAUGAACAUUCGUGUUUUCUUACGUGUUUCGUGACGACAUGCCGGACUGGAGCGUCGUAAAAAAGGACAACGAAGGUUUAGCCCGCAGCUAGCCACAAUGCUGUUAGCUUAGCCGGCUAGGUAAAUAUUAGCCCGCACGUCUUCCAUACGCCAUAUAAGUCAUUUUAAAAAUAUUAAUAAUAGUUUUUAUUCCACCCGGGUGAAUAAUUGACGUGGCUCGGACAUGGACGGGGUGGUAGAUAACGCAUUAGCAGUGGCUAGCCUGCUAGCGUGCUAGCUGACGCAAGCGAGGCAUUGUUAUUUUUAUUUUUUAUUUUUUUAUCAUAUAUAUAUAUACAUAUAUUUUUUUUUUGGCUACAUUGUUUUUUUUUUUAUUUUAGUUUUUUUUUUUUUUUUUUGCUCCACUUCCGCCACCAUGUUUGAGACGGAGACCCACGUUUCGUGCCUUUUCCCCGAGAUCCUGGCCAUCAUUUUCAGCUACCUGGAGGUGAAGGACAAAGGGCGGGUAGCGCAGGUGUGCGCGGCCUGGCGGGACGCGUCCUACCACAAGUCGGUGUGGCGCGGCGUGGAGGCCAAGCUCCACCUGCGCCGUGCCAACCCCUCGCUCUUCCCCAGCCUGCAGACGCGCGGCGUCAAGAAGGUGCAGAUCCUCAGCCUGCGCCGCAGCCUGAGCUACGUCGUCCAGGGCAUGCCGCACAUUGAGAGCCUCAACCUGUGCGGCUGCUUCAACCUGACGGACAACGGCCUGUGCCACGCCUUCGUGCAGGACAUCCCCUCCCUGCGGGUGCUCAACCUCAGCCUGUGCAAGCAGAUCAGCGACUCCAGCCUGGGCCGCAUCGCCCAGUACCUGAAGAACCUGGAGGUGCUGGAGCUGGGCGGCUGCAGCAACAUCACCAACACGGGCCUGCUGCUGGUGGCCUGGGGCCUGCACCGGCUGCGGAGCUUGAACCUGCGCAGCUGCCGCCACGUGUCGGACGUGGGCAUCGGGCACCUGGCGGGCAUGACGCGCAGCGCCGCCGAGGGCUGCCUGGCGUUGGAGAAGCUCACCUUGCAGGACUGCCAGAAGCUCACCGACCUCUCGCUCAAGCACGUCUCCAAGGGGCUGGGCCGGCUCAAGGUGCUCAACCUGAGCUUCUGCGGCGGGAUCUCGGACGCCGGCAUGAUCCACCUGUCCCACAUGACGCACCUGUGCAGCCUCAACCUGCGCUCCUGCGACAACAUCAGCGACACGGGCGUCAUGCACCUGGCCAUGGGCUCGCUGCGCCUCUCGGGCCUGGACGUGUCCUUCUGCGACAAGAUCGGCGACCAGAGCCUGGCCCACAUCGCCCAGGGACUGGAUCGGCUCAAGUCGCUGUCGCUGUGCUCCUGCCACGUCAGCGACGACGGCAUCAACCGCAUGGUGCGGCAGAUGCACGAGCUGCGGACGCUGAACAUCGGGCAGUGCGUGCGCAUCACCGACAAAGGCCUGGAGCUCAUCGCCGACCACCUGGGCCAGCUGACGGGCAUCGACCUGUACGGCUGCACCAAGAUCACCAAGCGGGGCCUGGAGAGGAUCACCCGGCUGCCCUGCCUGAAGGUCCUCAACCUGGGCUUGUGGCAGAUGACCGACAGCGAGCGCUUGAGGUAGAGGCGGUUGCCAUGGAUACCAAACAUUUCACCAGACAGCUACCACAGCAGUGCCUAACCACACGACGUCGUCUAUUUUUUACAAAGUAAUAAUCAGUCUAAUUCCUAAACAGACCCCGAUGUAUUUUUCUAACAAUAUUUUUUUUUCAAGGGGGAAUAAAUAAUGUCGGUACUUCAAAUUGAAGUGGACACAUGUCACAUUCCACAGGAUGAGAAGGAAAAAGUGGGACUUGCGAUCGCUUCCUCGACGGAUUAUGCAAGAACAAACUUCUGGAAACGAGCUCUCAAUAAUCUCAAGAGUAUUUCUUUUAAGUAAACAGUAAUUUAAGAUGGUUUUAUAUUCAUACUGUAGUGAUAUUUAUAAAUAAAAAUGGCAAAUAUGUUUCA